Molecule: messenger RNA, 2831 nt
Organism: Molossus molossus (Pallas's mastiff bat)
Lineage: Eukaryota; Metazoa; Chordata; Mammalia; Chiroptera; Molossidae
Gene: SLC43A1
Product: solute carrier family 43 member 1
Exons: 15
Coding region: 271-1938 (555 amino acids)
Biological process (GO): neutral amino acid transport; transmembrane transport
Molecular function (GO): L-amino acid transmembrane transporter activity; neutral L-amino acid transmembrane transporter activity
Source: RefSeq, a predicted model, not a curated record
CUUCUUCCCCGUCUCGCUAAGUGGACCGGUGUUGCCCAGGGGCUUCCCAGCUCCCCGACUUGUUCGAGAGGGGAGCACACCAAGCUGUCGGGCUGAACCCCGGAGGCCUGGGGACCCGAGCACCGAGGAGCGCCGAGCGGGUGCUGGUCAGGGCUGGGCCCGUGGGGCACGGGAUACCGAGAGUGUGCACGCGCCGCUAAGGCGCUGCGCUCCCAGAGCGUCUGCAGCUGCAGGAGGGGCAUCUGCCCCCACCCGAGGCUCGCGGCCAGCAUGGCCCCCACACUGCAGCAGGCGUACCAGAGGCGCUGGUGGAUGGCCUGCACCGCUGUAGUGGAGAAUCUCUUCUUCUCUGCCGUGCUUCUGGGCUGGGGCUCCCUGCUGAUCAUGCUCAAGAACGAGGGCUUCUAUUCCAGCAUGUGCCCAGCUAAGAACACCACUAACAUCACCCAGGAUGCACAACCCCGGUGGCCCAGCUGUGACCAUCAGGAAGAGAUGCUCAACCUGGGCUUCACCAUCGGCUCCUUCGUGCUCAGUGCCACCACCCUGCCACUGGGGAUCCUCAUGGACCGCUUUGGCCCCCGGCCCACACGGCUGGUUGGCAGUGCCAGCUUUGCUGCAUCCUGCACCCUCAUGGCCCUGGCCUCUCGGGACACCAAAGUUCUGUCUCCAUUGAUAUUCCUGGCGCUGUCCUUGAAUGGCUUUGGUGGCAUCUGCCUAACAUUCUCUUCACUCACGCUGCCCAACAUGUUCGGCAACCUGCGCUCCACUAUCAUGGCCCUCAUGAUCGGCUCCUACGCCUCUUCUGCCAUCACGUUCCCAGGAAUCAAGCUGAUCUACGAUGCUGGCGUACCCUUCGUGGUCAUCAUGUUCACCUGGUCGGGCCUGGCCUGCCUCAUCUUUCUGAACUGUGCCCUCAACUGGCCCAGUGAAGCCUUUCCCGCUCCUGAGGAAGGCAGCUACAAGAAGAAGAUCAAGCUCACCGGGCUGGCCCUGGAUCACAAGGUGACAGGCGACCGCUUCUACACCCAUGUGACCAAUGUGGGGCAGCGGCUGAGCCAGAGGGCCCCCAGCAUGGAGGAAGGUGACAUCUUCUCCCAGGAUGCUCGUGGCACCUCAGAGAACCCUCGUGACAAGUCUGUCCCCUUCCGCAAGAGCCUCUGCUCCCCCAUUUUCCUGUGGAGCCUCCUUACCAUGGGCAUAACCCAGCUGCGGGUCAUCUUCUACAUGGCUGCCAUGAACAAGAUGCUGGAGUUCCUCGUGACCGGCGGCCACAAGCAAGAGACUAUCGACCUGAAACAAAGAACAGAGGAGACAGUUGGAUUCUACUCCUCCGUCUUUGGGGCCAUGCAGCUGCUAUGUCUGCUCACCUGCCCUCUCAUCGGCUACAUCAUGGACUGGCGGAUCAAGGACUGUGUGGACACCCCCACUGAGGGCAUGGCCCUCGGAGAUGCCAGGGACGGGGUUGCCACCAGAUCUGUCAGGCCGCGCUACCGCAAGAUCCAGAAGCUCACCAACGCCAUCAACGCCUUCACCCUGACCAAUGUUCUGCUCGUGUCUUUCGGCUUCACCUGCCUCAUCAACAACUUACACCUCCAGUUUAUGACCUUUGUCCUGCACACCGUGGUUCGAGGUUUCUACCACUCGGCUUGUGGCGGCCUCUACGCUGCAGUCUUCCCGUCCAACCACUUUGGGACGCUGACCGGCCUGCAGUCCCUCAUCAGUGCCGUGUUUGCCCUGCUCCAGCAGCCACUCUUCAUGGUCAUGGUCGGACCCUUGAAAGGAGACCCCUUCUGGGUGAACCUGGGCCUCCUGCUCGCCUCACUCCUGGGGUUCCUGCUACCUUCCUACCUCUUCUACUACCGCGGCCGGCAGAAGGAGUACACCACUGACUGGGAGGGCCCCCUGAAGGGGCUGGGCAGCUCCGAGGUGACUGCAUAGACCUCUGAGGCCAAGGGACCUGGAUGACAGGCAGCUAAGGCCUGCGCAACCAAAGGGAAUGCCUCCUACGGCUUUUAUACCUGUAAUAUAUGCACAAAGCCAGGGGCCGUGCAUUUAUAAAUACCAAGAGAAGUUCUAUUUUUAUAGGGACUUGCUAAAAGGGGAAAACAAUCCCUAAAAAAAAAUCCCCCAAAGCAAUGCACCCUUGACUGAAGACAUCCCCUGUGCUAGAAGGAUGGGCCUCUUCCUCCUGGAUUGGAGACCAGUGUGUGGGGCUGCCCUUCUUCUGGGCCUUCGUCCUCCUGCUGCCUCCUGGGGCUUGUGGGAUCAGCCAGCAGGCUACCCCCAAAGCCCCAGCUGUGCAAUGCUCAGAGUGUACAUGCGUGUGUGUGCACAUGCACGUGUGUGUGUGUGUGUGUGUGUGUGUGUAUGAACCCACCUUCCCCAAGGGGAAAGGGGCCUGAGGUGCUGGCUGUGUCCUGGAUGGGGUGUGGGGAGUAAGCCUUUUCCAGGGGCCGGAGGGCGGGUUCCCUCCCUGGUGCUGCUUCUUGCAGAUCUCAGAGGAAAUAAAAAGGGAAGUGAGAGACUGGCUGGCGUGUGCUUGUGUCUUCCCACAGCUCUACCCAUCUUCCUCACCCAGGCUUGGCUGGGCAUUAAGUAGGACGCCCACAGUGCCAGCCCGUCCACCUCUGGCUGGCUGGCUCGCCUCCCUGUUCUCUCAGCCAUGCCCUAAUCUUAGAGUCUGGCUCCAGACCCUGCCCUCUGCUCCCGCCUCCAUGUCCCUGGGUUUGGGUAUAUCCAGGAGGCUGAACUGUUUGCAUACAGGGGUCAGGGCAGGAUGCUUUAGAAAGAAUGGAUGGCCCUGGCUGGUUUGCUCAGUGGUUAGAGCGUUG